CAGUCCCUGCAGGCUGGAAGUGCCCUCGCUCUCUGGCCCCGGGCUCCAGAUGGCUGCAGAGGUGGCCCAGGGCUGUGGUCAGGAAGCAACGUGGUGCAGGGUGUCACAGAUGGCAGGCAGACACAGCGGGAGCCAGGCACACAGGGACCAGAGCAGGGGGCUCUGAGCAGGGGUGCCCCCCUGCCAGAUGCCCUCAGACGCAUGACCUUACCUGUGCACAGAGAGCACAGAGCCUGUGAUCAUGGCUUUGGGCUCCAGUCUGGCUGUGCGGACAGUGGCCCAGCCCAGCUCCCCAAGACCCCAGGCCUCCCAGACUGGUGGAGCUGGUCACUAGCUUCCUACCGCCUGUCAGGGAACAGCUCCAAUGGGUACAGAUCAGACACAGCUGGGCGCGUGCCGUCCCAGGUUACCAGGGUCUCCAUCUGCCCAUCCGGCACCAGGGCUGACCCUCAGUGGGCUCGGGCUCUGGGAGUUCUGCAGCUGCCGGCAGAGGUGGAUGAAGACCAGCGUCUCCAUGGCCAACCCAGCAGCGACCGACUUCCUACGGCUGCUGAGCCCACCCAAAGUCCUGCCCACGCUGGGCCAGGAGCUGGGGGAAUUCGAGGGCCCGCUGUGAGGGUCCCACAGGACUUCUACCACGUCAACCCCUACCGGAGCACAGGCCUCCCUGUGGCCAUCCCUCGGACUGUGACACCACCUCCUGCUCCCCCUGCAGGCUUGGGCCUGGCGCAGCCCCUGCCGGGCCGCCUUCACCGGCCUGGCCUCUGGUUGCUGGUCUCCGGGACGGUGGCCCUGGUCAUGUCCCUGCCGCCUGCAGAUGAGAACUUCUACUUCGGGCAGGGACACAUCCGGGCCAUCAAGACCUUUGCCUUCUCCCUGCCUUGGGUCUCCAUCUCACUGCUCACCCUCAGCCUCGGCUCCGCGGGCACCGCCUCAGGGGGCCGACCACAUCCCCAGAGCCCUCCACAUCAUGGCUGCCAACCUGGCCACUUUCGUGCUCUGUGUCCUCCCAGUGCACGUGGCCUUGGUGGCCGAACUUGCAGCCAAGCAGGCGAGUGCACCCUGCCCCACCACCCAGCACGUCACUGAUUUGUGCGGGGUACCACCCGCCUGUCCUUGACUUUCCAGGGAUGGACGCGGGGCACACCUGCAGGUGACCACCCUGACCUGGGUGUCUGCAGCGGGGCAGCUAAGGAGAGCCCCACAGGAGGGGCCCCACACACGGCCUUGCAGCAGGCGGCACAGGCCCCCCACAAGGAAACAGUCCCCUCCCCCACCAUGGCACCCACAAGAAGCAGCCUCCCUGCUCACAAUACUGCUUCAAAUUCAUGAGUCCUGGGGCUGGGGACUAUUGCUCAGCAAGUAGAAUUUAAGCAAGGAAUUUAAGGAUCACCCCCAGAUCUUUGUUCUUCCUGCUCUGCUGGCUUGGACCCUUGGGCUGCUUGCUUUGCGGCAUGCGCCCCCUCCCCAACCCCAGCCCUCAAGCUCCAGAAUGACCCUGACUUAUGCUAGGCUGACCUCCAACCUCUGUACUCCACCCCUGAGGGUGCUCAGGAAGGGAAGGACUCUCCGAGCACCCAGGUAGCACUCCUUGGCAAGUACUGAGAAGGGUGUUUAAAAAAACACACAUUUUUCUGUGUCACCUAUAGAUCAUGAUUAGACACCAAAAUCUAUCAAAGUUCCAAGGUCUCUCUUCAGGCCUGUAACACCACUGCAGACCGAAGCUCAGGAUCCAGAAGCCUGGAUCCCAGGGUUGUGGGACGCACGUUUACAGAGACACAGACGCUAAUUAAGUUUAAAGACAUUCCUUUGCAGGGCACCUGGGUGGCUCAGUGGGUUAAAGCCUCUGCCUUCGGCUCAGGUCAUCGUCCCAGGGUCCUGGGA
Molecule: messenger RNA, 1884 nt
Organism: Mustela erminea (ermine)
Lineage: Eukaryota; Metazoa; Chordata; Mammalia; Carnivora; Mustelidae
Exons: 2
Coding region: 202-1089 (295 amino acids)
Source: RefSeq, a predicted model, not a curated record